UUCCAAACGCCCUGCAAACCUCCAGAGCUGGGGAAAAGAAAUGACAGAAGUCAGUGAAUAAUUCUGCUCUCCUGCCUACCCGACUCCGCCCCGGCCAAGUCAGAGUGCUGAGAGCAGCCAGCCACUGCACUUCCUCUAGGGCAAGCAGAGGGGCUCAAUCUUGACCAGCCCAUUGGGUCCUUUUCUGCACGCUGUGGGCCGGAUAAAGAGAAGUGAGCCGGCUGCAGACGCCAGGGACCUGCUCUCCCAGCUCAAGACAGACUCAUCUCCCCAGCGCGCCUCUCUUGCCCCGGUUGCACCAUGACUUUGUGGAAUGGGGUGCUGCCUUUCUAUCCCCAGCCCCAUCAUGCCGCUGGCUUCAGCGUCCCACUGCUCAUCGUCAUUGCGGUGUUCUUGGCCUUGGGCGCCAGCUUCCUGCUCAUCUUGCCUGGGAUUCGUGGCCACUCGCGCUGGUUCUGGUUGGUGAGAGUUCUUCUCAGUCUGUUCAUAGGAGCCGAAAUUGUGGCUGUGCACUUCAGUGCAGAAUGGUCGGUGGGCAGUGUUAACACCACCACAUCCUACAAGGCCUUCAGUUCAGAGCGAGUCCGAGCUGAUGUCGGUCUGCAUGUGGGCUUGAACGGCAUUAAUAUUACACUCACAGGGACCCCAGUGCUGCAGCUGAAUGAGACCAUAGACUACAACGAGCAGUUCGGCUGGAGGUUUGGGGAGAACUAUGCUGUGGAGUAUGCCGGCGCUCUCCAGAAGGGGCUGCCGGAUCCAGUUCUCUAUUUGGCAGAGAAGUUCACCCCCAGCAGCCCCUGUGGGCUUUACCGCCAGUAUCGCUUGGCGGGACACUACGCUUCAGCCACGCUGUGGGUGGCGUUCUGCAGCUGGCUGCUGUCCAACGCGCUGCUCUCCAUGCCCGCGCCGCUCUACGGGGGCCUGGCGCUCCUCAGCACCGGCUUCUUUGCGCUCUUCUCCGUCCUGGCCUUCGCCAGCAUCUCCAGCGUGGCGCUCUGCCCCUUCCACCUCGGCCCUUCUGCGCUCACCACUCACUAUGGUGUCGCCUUCUGGAUCACCCUGGCCACGGGCAUCCUGUGCCUCCUCCUCGGAGGGGCGGUGGUGGCCCUCCACUACACUUGGCCCAGCGCUCUUCGAAUCUUCUUGGACCACAGCGUCAAAGACUGUGGUGGGCAGGCGAGAAGGGGCUCAUCUUUCGUCCUCAGCAACCCAUCGCACAAACAGUUCAGCCACUUAACAGCCAACACUAAGUUCUGAAGUGGACUCAGCGUCGACUCCUACCCCACCUCGGUCGCCAGCCGGCCGGGAAGAAGUGCCCACCCCACCACCCGGGAAGGUCUCCUAGGGUGACCU
Molecule: messenger RNA, 1353 nt
Organism: Talpa occidentalis (Iberian mole)
Lineage: Eukaryota; Metazoa; Chordata; Mammalia; Eulipotyphla; Talpidae
Gene: DUOXA2
Product: dual oxidase maturation factor 2
Exons: 6
Coding region: 301-1257 (318 amino acids)
Biological process (GO): protein transport
Cellular component (GO): endoplasmic reticulum membrane
Source: RefSeq, a predicted model, not a curated record